Molecule: messenger RNA, 1255 nt
Organism: Phytomonas sp. EM1
Lineage: Eukaryota; Euglenozoa; Kinetoplastea; Trypanosomatida; Trypanosomatidae
Source: the annotation of a GenBank genome assembly
GCAUCUUCAUAAAAAGAUCAUGGAUUCUUACAGCAUUGUGGAUGUUCCAAGUUCUGUUGACUACAACACAAAAUGUUGUUGUAAGACGACAGACGACGUUUACUACCAGGUACCAAAGGAAUACUUUUGCCUGAAUCACAAUUUGAUGAGACGAAAACUGCAGUUAAAUGAGCCUUUUCAGGUUCCUCUUAACCGUCGUACGUUUGAACCACUUUUAAAGUUGCUUGAAAAGGCAACACUUCUCUCUUCUGCUGCAGUUGAGGACGAAGCUAGGGGUACGAAAAGUGAAAGGCCCGAUUGGAUGCGUGAUCUCAACAAACGGGAGCAAAAAUUCGUGAGCUCCUGUCUUGGUAUUACUAAUUGGGAUGGUAAAGAUGUUGCUUUUUAUGAGGAAUCCCUCCCCAAAAUAGAUCAAGUUGUUUGGGUUAAGGUUACACAAGUUAAUGACACUUCUGCUGUUGUUCAGCUCCUUGAAUACAGCAAGCGUGAGGGAAUUAUUCCUUACACUGAGAUCACUCGGAGGCGUGUUCGUUCCAUGGGCAAACUUAUUAAAGUUGGUCGUUGUGAAGCAGCACAGGUUAUUCGUAUUGAUGAAGAAAAAGGAUAUAUUGAUCUUUCCAAAAAACAGGUGAUGGGUAGUGAAGCAAAAGCAUGUGAAGCACAUUUCCGUAAAGGUAAUGAGGUACGCUCCAUCGUCUGCCAUGUUGCAGAGGAAUGUGGCAUUCCUGCUUAUGAGGCAAUGGAAAAAAUUGCCUAUCCAUUGUACCGCCGAGAGCCAAAGAUGCAUGCAUGGAAUUGGCUUUGCGAACUUAACCAGUCGCAAAAUGUGGAUGAAAUAUUGGGUCCUCUAAAUCUUUCGAAGCAGCUUCAGGACAGUCUUAUGUCAUGUCUGAGGAAUGCUAUGCGUCUAAAGGUGCUAACGCUUCAUGCAGAAGUUGAUAUCACAUGCUUCACAUGUGAUGGUGUUGAGGCCAUUCGCGAUGUCUUGCUUAUCGGGAAGAGCUAUGGUGAGGGAAAGGAGCCUCAUGUUGCUAUCACCGUAACUAUUAUCGGUCCGCCUAAAUACGGCCUGCGAGCCCGCACAGAUAUGAAGGAGGAGGGCCUACAAUUGAUGAAGGAGUCCAUAGAGGCUAUGAAGAUUGAGAUAGCAAAGCGUGGAGGGCAGUUGAAGGUUGUGACAGCCCCGCAGGCGAUUGGAGAAGAAGAUGGGCCAGACAAAAAUGAUGAACAAGAGGGUGAAGAAGAAACCGAAUGA